Molecule: messenger RNA, 1743 nt
Organism: Pelobates fuscus (common spadefoot toad)
Lineage: Eukaryota; Metazoa; Chordata; Amphibia; Anura; Pelobatidae
Gene: POLDIP3
Product: DNA polymerase delta interacting protein 3
Exons: 9
Coding region: 100-1416 (438 amino acids)
Biological process (GO): poly(A)+ mRNA export from nucleus
Cellular component (GO): nucleus; nuclear speck
Molecular function (GO): mRNA binding
Source: RefSeq, a predicted model, not a curated record
UUCUGCGAGACGCUAUAACGUUUGACGUCAACAGAUGGCGCUGCCACGCCCACUGUGGUAGAUUUGCUUCGCAGGUAUUCCUUUGGAAUCUUUUGUAACAUGGCCGAUGUGUCGCUGGAUGAGUUAAUCAGGAAACGGGCGCUAACAACGGGAACAGGAAUGUACAGCAGGCUCAACAAUCGUGGAUCCACAGGAGGUAUUCGUUCCAGACUUCAGACACAAACCCAAAGUCGCCCAGUUGUUACUGGUUUUCAAAGGACAUUUGAUGCCAGACAAAAAAUUGGUGUAACAGAUGCACGGCUUAAGUUAGGAGUGAAGGAUGCCCGAGAGAAACUAGCAGCUAAAGAUGCUCGUUUCCGGAUCAAGGGUAAAGUUCAAGAUGCCCGUGAGAUGCUGAAUUCAAGAAAACAUGUAUCCUCUGUGGACAGUGUGCCUAAGGUGAUGGAUGCACGCGAGAAGCUUCGCCUGAAAAGGAGCGCACCAGCAAUGCGUUUAAGCUCUGCUAUUUCAUCAGGGUCUUCAACCAUAAAGUUGACCAAGACUAUUCAGAUUCCCCAGAACAAGACCCUUCCUUCUGGUGUAACUCACUCUGUUAAAGGGAUGCGAAUAAAUGUAGUCAAUCACCAACCUCUGAAACAGGCAAUAUCUCAGCUUGACCAGGAAGAAGAAGAAGAUGAUGAUGAUGAAGAGAUGGAGCUUUCUCAUGUUCCUACCAAACAGAUGAAAAUUACAGCCCCAAAUCCCAACCUGAAAAAGCCUGGAAUGUCCAGAAGUCAAUUCUCCAUUGCUCAGACAGUCCCUCUCACAAAGGUGGUUCAAAACGAUACAUACACAUUACCUGUUAACCCACAGCCGGUCCCAAAAGCACCCGCAAUACGCACAAAAACCUUGACUAAUAUGUCACGGACGUUGGUAACGAAGGAGGACACCUCAGCUGUGCCAGCAGUGUCAACAGAGCCGGUCUUCAGUCCUCUAGAAGGAACUAAAAUGACGGUCAAUAAUUUGCACCCCAGGGUCACAGAAGAAGAUAUUGUUGAGCUUUUCUGUGUCUGCGGUGCCCUGAAACGUGCCCGUUUACUUAGUCCUGGUAUAGCAGAAGUAGUGUUUGUAAGAAAGGAUGAUGCAGUUGGGGCCUACAAAAAAUACAACAACAGAUACUUGGAUGGGCAGCCCAUGAAGUGCAACCUACAUUUGAAUGGCAAUGUUAUCACAUCAGACCAACCCAUACUUUUGAGGUUGAGCGACACUCCGGCCACAAUACGGAAAGAAGGGGAUGCACGAAGAUCCAACACUUCAUCCUCCAGUGUUCCCAACCCGCCAGCAGAAGUUGAUCCAGACACCAUUCUGAAAGCCCUAUUUAAAUCUUCAGGGUCUUCAGCAAUUGUUCAACCAACUGCAUUCAAGAUCAAGCUCUGAUUUGGCUAGUAGGACCUGGGAUGAGUGGAAAUGUUGAGCAAUCUCCCACUUUGACCAUAUUCUCAAUAAAUCAAGAGACACUAAGACAUGAGGACGUAUUUUUCCCUCUCCUUCCUGAAAUUUUGUUUAGAACUGCUUUUCUGCAGAUUAGUUUACUGGACGAAACAUGGCAGAUGUUGUAUGGGACAAACAAGUUCAUUAUCUACAUAAGCAUCCAUUUGUCCUUGUUAACUGCAUAAUGUUUUCAGGCUUUGUUUGUUGAACUGUUUCACAGCACAAUAUUUUUAUGCUUCCUUCCAGGGAAAAGUAAAUGUAUGCUCAAUCUUA